AUGGACAACAACAUGGAAAUCGAUACCGCGCGGUCGCCCGAACCACACCACCUGUCCCCAACAAGCGACCCCGGAUCCAUACCGACUCUGGAUGGGUGGAUUGAAAGUUUGAUGACGUGCAAGCAAUUAGCAGAGGACGAUGUGCGGCGACUGUGCGAUCGGGCACGAGAGGUAUUGCAGGAUGAAUCGAACGUCCAGCCAGUGAAAUGCCCGGUGACGGUGUGCGGUGACAUACACGGCCAGUUCCACGACCUAAUGGAGCUCUUUCGCAUUGGCGGCCCGAAUCCAGACACAAACUACCUUUUCAUGGGCGACUACGUCGAUCGUGGCUACUAUUCCGUCGAGACAGUGACCCUGCUGGUGUGCCUGAAGAUCCGUUACCCGCAGCGUAUCACCAUCCUCCGUGGGAACCACGAGUCCCGCCAGAUCACCCAGGUGUACGGGUUCUAUGACGAGUGCUUGCGCAAAUACGGCAAUGCCAACGUGUGGAAAUACUUCACCGACCUCUUCGACUACCUCCCCCUCACUGCUCUCAUCGAAAACCAGAUUUUCUGUCUGCAUGGUGGGCUGAGCCCGUCCAUCGACACUCUCGACAACAUCCGGUCCCUCGACCGCAUCCAAGAAGUGCCUCACGAGGGCCCCAUGUGUGACUUGUUGUGGAGUGAUCCGGAUGAUCGAUGUGGAUGGGGUAUCUCGCCCCGAGGUGCUGGGUACACCUUUGGGCAGGACAUUUCGGAGGCGUUCAACCACAACAACGGCUUGACUCUGGUGGCACGGGCGCAUCAGCUGGUGAUGGAGGGAUAUAACUGGUCGCAGGAUCGGAACGUGGUGACCAUUUUCUCGGCGCCGAACUACUGUUACCGCUGCGGUAACCAAGCUGCGAUUAUGGAAAUUGACGAGCAUUUGAAAUACACAUUCCUACAAUUCGACCCUUGUCCCCGGGCGGGAGAACCGAUGGUCUCGAGACGCACGCCGGAUUACUUCCUGUGA
Molecule: messenger RNA, 990 nt
Organism: Penicillium lagena
Lineage: Eukaryota; Fungi; Ascomycota; Eurotiomycetes; Eurotiales; Aspergillaceae
Product: serine/threonine-protein phosphatase
Exons: 6
Coding region: 1-990 (329 amino acids)
Biological process (GO): mitotic cell cycle; peptidyl-serine dephosphorylation
Cellular component (GO): cytosol
Molecular function (GO): protein serine/threonine phosphatase activity
Source: RefSeq, a predicted model, not a curated record